AUGCCUGGCUUGCUCCGGCCAUGGCCACAUCGCCCCGCGCCUCUGCCUCCGCGCCACUCGUCGGAGCCCCGCGAGUUCGUCCCCGCUGCGCCAAGCCCUCUCCAUCGAGCUCCGCGACCAGCGCCUCCACUACCUCCCCGUCGUUGCGCCUACCUCCUCUCAUCGCGCCGUGCCCAUCCUCUUUCCGGCAGGAUCCGCUCCGCCGUCGUGGUUCCCGGCGCCCCGGACCUCCCCUGCUUCGCCAAGUUUGCCGCGCCGCCCAGGGUCUCCGUCGGGGUCGACCUCCUGCCCCGCCGGUCUACCUCCCCACGCCGGCAGCAAGCCUCGCUGCCGCCGCUUUUCACCAAGUCCCAGCUGCUCCCCUGCGCCGCCGGGAGCUCCUCCAAUCUGUUGCCCCGUAUACCGCGUUGCUGCUGCCACUGGAUCACCGAGACCGAUCCUCCGAGGAACCCCGUGUUCAACUACACAAUGAGCGGCAAGUACCACUACGACGGUGUUCGACUACGUGGAUUCAUCAAGUAUUUCUUCGGAUACACCAAGUUUGACUACACUGCAAGACCCAUACCCGGACCGUCAAUCUUCUCCGAGAAUUUUGCCAAGUACCACGACAUCCGGAGCCCCGGAUACAACAAGACCGUCCCGGAUAACGUCAAGUACCUCUACCGACGACCUCGAACAUCUACGAAAACGUGUACCACUACCGUCGCCGAAGACACGCGUAACGGAACCGUCAAGUUCAACUACCUUCGUCGACCACUACUUCCCUCGACGAUUUUGAACCCCUCCGAAAAUGCACGCUUCGAAGCGCCCAGCCUCCUCCUCGUCCAGAGACGCAGCGCCAUCCCCACCUCCAGCCGCGCCCGUCCUGGAGCUCGCCCGCCGUCCAGUCGCACCGCCAUGCCUGGCUUGCUCCGGCCAUGGCCACGUCGCCCCGCGCCUCUGCCUCCGCGCCACUCGUCGGAGCCCCGCGAGUUCGUCCCCGCCGCGCCAAGCCCUCUCCAUCGACCUCCGCGACCAGCGCCUCCACUACCUCCCCGUCGCUGCGCCUGCCUCCUCUCAUCGCGCCGUCCCCGUCCUCUUUCCGGCAGGAUCCGCUCCGCCGUCGUGGUUCCCGGCGCCCCGGACCUCCCCUGCUUCGCCAAGUUUGCCGCGUCGCCCUGGGUCUCCGUCGGGGUCGACCUCCUGCCCCGCCGGUCUACCUCCCCACGCCGGCAGCAAGCCUCGCUGCCGCCGCUUUUCACCAAGUCCCAGCUGCUCCCCUGCGCCGCCGGGAGCUCCUCCAAUCUGUUGCCCCGUAUACCGCGUUGCUGCUGCCACUGGAUCACCGAGACCGAUCCUCCGAGGAACCCCGAGUUCAACUACACAAUGAGCGGCAAGUACCACUACGACGGUGUUCGACUACGUGGAUUCAUCAAGUAUUUCUUCGGAUACACCAAGUUUGACUACACUGCGAGACCCAUACCCGGACCGUCAAUCUUCUCCGAGAAUUUUGCCAAGUACCACGACAUCCGGAGCCCCGGAUACACCAAGACCGUCCCGGAUAACGUCAAGUUUCUUUUUCACAGGCCUUCCUUGAUGGCCUGA
This is a messenger RNA of Aegilops tauschii subsp. strangulata, 1584 nucleotides long. NCBI's taxonomy places the organism in Eukaryota, Viridiplantae, Streptophyta, Magnoliopsida, Poales, Poaceae. The record is from RefSeq and is a predicted model, not a curated record.